AUGCAAUUCUCCACUUUCGCUACCUUGUCCGCUUUGACUGCCACCGCUUUCGCUGCCUACUCCAACGACACCACCUCGGCUGCUCCAGGCUCCAACGAGACCGUGGUCACCACCGACAUCACCGUCACCGGCUACACCACCUACUGCCCAGAGUCCACUGUCAUCACCAUCACCAAGUGCUCUGACGUUUGCGAGCCAUCUGCCGUCACCGUCACCGAGGCCACCACCUUGACCUUCACCGAGCCAUGUCUCGUUCCAACCACCUACACCACCCACGUCACUGAGGAGACCACCAUCCCAUGCACUGAGUGUGAGCACAAGACCACCAAGGGUGCCGAGUCUGCCACCACCUCUGCUCCAGCCUCCGUCUCUUCUGCCGAGGGUGCUGCUGCCAAGAACGUUGCUGGUGUUUUCGCUGGUGUCGCUGCCGUUGCCGCCGCUUUGAUGUAA
Molecule: messenger RNA, 450 nt
Organism: Clavispora lusitaniae ATCC 42720
Lineage: Eukaryota; Fungi; Ascomycota; Pichiomycetes; Serinales; Metschnikowiaceae
Source: RefSeq, a predicted model, not a curated record